GUUACUCACUGAACACGACAGACUGUGAACCGCUCUGGUUAUUAAUAAUUCACCAGCCCUCCGCUCCGCUUCUUCGGCCGCGGCCGCAGGACACCGUUUCGUCCUCAGUGGUGCGUGCAGGCGGCCACGCUGUGCGCUCACUUCUCGCAUUUUGUUUACUUAAUUAUAGCUGCUCGAUGUCACACACUCACACACUCACACACAGUCGCACACACGGGGAGACAGACGCACGUUUCACCUCUUUGUUUUUGGGUUUCAGAUCACAGACCGUCCGCUGAGGUCCCGCUCGCGGAUGUUGCGACACUCGCGCUGCCACAUGCUGAGUUUUGUUUCAGACGCGGUCCUCCCAGCAACUUUGUGCCGACACUGAGAAGGGGGUGGAGGACAGGUGGAGAAGAACCGAGAAGCGGACUGCACUUUUACGUGAUCGGCGACGCCUGAGCAUGCAAGGGGAGAGAGCGCGCGGCGUCCAGUCUGGAGGAGCAACAGCUGAUUUGGUGAGCGCGUGAGCUGAGAGCGCAGGGCAGGCUACUUACUGUCGGUGCGCGGCCAGGCUUCUGCUCCGACACUCGGGCUCUGACGGUGCAGCGUCUCGGUGGCACGUAGCUCGGGGACUCGGUGCGGGGACGUGACGGCACCGGGACUGAGAGUGCAGCCAGGCGCGCGCAGCUUCGAGUUUCGUGGAACUAUCACGAGUUGAAAGCCGCACAUAAACACCUUGCAUGAAGAAGUCGGGAGGCAGACCGCUUGGAUUGUACGACUCUGCGUCCCGUUUGCCUGGACUGAGAAGAGCUGACUUCACUUUAUCCCAAAAAGUGUUUACCGGGCAGCAGGCCGUGCAUUAGGGCUCUUUUGCUUCCGGUAUAAGGCCCAGCUGAGCAAGAAACCGAGCAGUUUUCUCUCUCCCACUCACUUUUUUUUUUUUUUUUUUUUGGAAGCCGAACUUUUCAGAGUGGAAAAUGGGUCUUUGAGAGUGUUGGCACAUAUCCUCACACCACAAUGGCAACCGAAACCUUUCUGUUGAACGAAGAACCCUCCAGAGGUCCUGGGAUGCCUGAAUGCUUUGUAGUAUCAGAUUCAUACAGGUAUUACCCUACUCACCUUCUAAACAAUGCCUUAGUGGAUGAAUUUCAUCCCUUCAUUGAGGCCCUUCUCCCCCAUGUCCGUGCCUUCUCCUACACCUGGUUCAACCUGCAGGCCCGUAAACGCAAGUACUUCAAGAAGCACGAAAAGAGGAUGACCAAGGAUGAGGAGCGCGCGGUGAAGGAUGAGCUGCUUGGGGAGAAGCCAGAGAUCAAGCAGAAGUGGGCCUCGCGCCUGCUGGCCAAGCUCCGCAAGGACAUCCGGCCUGAGUUCCGCGAGGACUUUGUGCUCACCAUCACGGGGAAGAAGCCCCCCUGCUGCGUGCUGUCCAACCCCGACCAGAAGGGCAAGAUCCGCCGCAUCGACUGCCUCCGCCAGGCCGACAAGGUGUGGAGGCUGGACCUGGUGAUGGUCAUCCUGUUUAAGGGCAGCCCCCUGGAGAGCACGGACGGCGAGCGUCUGGUCAAGUCACCCCAGUGCUCCAACCACGGCCUGUGUGUCCAGCCACACCACAUUGGGGUGACGGUCAAGGAGCUGGAUCUCUACCUGGCCUACUUCGUCCACACACCAGAACAAUCAGGACAAUCAGACAACUCAAACCAGCAAGGAGACACAGAUGUGAAGCCCCCACCAAACGGCAACUUGAGUUUCCAGGACUGCUUUGUUACUUCGGGUGUGUGGAACGUAGCCGAGCUGGUCCGUGUGUCGCAGACCCCUGUGGCUACAGCGACAGGCCCCAACUUCUCUCUGGCUGACCUGGACAGCCCCGGCUAUUACAACAUCAACCAGGUGACCCUGGGGCGGCGCUCGAUCACCUCCACCCCCUCCACCAGGACUGAAAUGGAGCUUUAUGCAAGUCUCCCACGGAGCUCCAACAAGCGCAAGUCCAUUGACGACAGUGAGAUGGAGAGCCCAGUGGAUGAUGUCUUCUACUCGGGCCGUUCCCCAGCGGCUGGCAGCAGCUCUCAGUCCAGCGGCUGGCCUAAUGAUGUGGAUGCAGUGCAGCACCAUUUGGCCAGUGUGCAGGAGAGGAAGAUUAAGCAUGAGAGCGAUGGAGUGCAGUUUCCUUACCAUGGACUCUCGUCGCCUGGUUCACUUAAGAAGCCGGGGAAAUUCGAUUUCAGCGCCCUGUCCUCCCAGACGAGGUCCCCCCGCAUGGCGUUCACCCACCACCCACUGCCAAUGCUGGCGGGAGUGAGACCAGGGAGCCCCCGUGCUUCAGCCUCGGCCCUGCACUUCCCAUCUCCCUCCAUCAUCCAGCAGUCUAGCCCCUACUUCACCCACCCAACCAUCCGCUAUCACCACCACCCUGGACAGGAUCCCCUGAAGGAAUUUGUGCAGUUUGUCUGUGCCGAUGGCUCAGGGCAGGCCGCUGGGCAGCCAAACGGGAGCGGCCAGAGCAAAAUGCCAGGCUCCUUCUUGCUGCCUCCACCUCCCCCAGUGGCCCGCCCAGUGCCCCUUCCCAUGCCCGACUCUAAACCCAACAGCACGCCCCCUGACGGCGGACUCUCCUCGCCCGCAUCUCCGUCAUACUCCACGCCAGGCGCCACAGCUCCCAACAGGUUUGUCGGCAUCGGAUCACGGGACAACAACUUUCUGAACAUCCCGCAGCAGACACAGUCUUGGUUCCUCUGACAAGAUCUGUGUGCAAACCAGCAACUAGAAUUCUUUCUUUGCAAUCAGAAAUAGAAAAACAACAACAAAAAACACAAAAAGAACCAGAGAAACAACCCGCAGGAUAAUAAUUGUCCUCCAACCCACCCACCGACUGGCCCUGACAGUAUGUCUCACCUGAUACAAAAUGUAACCAGGCAACGCAGGAAAUUACAGCAGCAUGACGCUUUUAGUGGAACUCUGGACUUACUUACACACAGUCAGAGGCAGGACCCGUUUCAAGCAAAGAUGGAUACGUUGAAAGACGAAUAGAUGGACAAGAGGAUGCCGGGAUGACAGGGAGAAGGGGGGGUAAGGGGACGGCAGCAGCAAGGAGGCAUCUCUCCUCAAACCACCGAACCAGCACAGCAGCGCAGGAGGAACCUGAGGAUGAAAACCGUCGGCUUCUCCUACUUUAUAAAGACGCAUUGUGUAACAAAUGGCUUAGAAAAAUCAGUUGUCUAGCAAAUACAAAUUCAAGUCACAGUCUAAUCAAAGCAAUUCGGUUUCCAGGGAAAGCUGCAGUCCACGCUCCUGUGAUGUCUGUCAUCACUCAAAACAAAAUCCAAAUGACCAAUGUUUCUAUCCUUCUGAAUGACCUAAAAUAGCCCCUUUCACCCUACUACUAACUAGUGACCAUGCCAAAACUUGAUUAAGGGUUGCACUACAAGCUGAAUCAAUUAACACUAAUCUUAAAGAUGUGCACUAUUUACCUACAAGGCAUGGGAGGUAAACCAGACUUGCCUAUUUUAAAAGUUUUAAAGAGGAAACAAACCUGAGGUACAAGAAGCCUUCACAAGUCCUCAGCCCCCAUCUUUCAGUUCGACAGAUCAUUGGCCUCCACUCACUCUCAUGUCUCCCCACAUUCAGAACAAUCACUCAGUCUGUGCCAUGACCACAGCAUGUAUGAAAACACACACACACACACACACACGUGCCCAGUCUCACAUUUAGGUUGUAGUAUUUAUAGGUGGUGGUGUUGUGUUAUUUCAUUCUUAUUUUUUUAAGCCCAGUGAAGUCUUUCUACCUUAAUUAGAUAUCCAAACAUUGUGCGCACACACACACACACACACACACACACACACUGAAAAUCGCAGUGUGACUAUAUAAUUACUGACAGCUUCACAGCUACAGGCAGCAGCUAUUGGUUCCCAAUUUGCCCUUAUGUAAUGUAGAUGAAUGAUUUUAUUAUCUCUCGUGUGUUCUCUUAUUUGAAUUUAUUCCUCUUUUGGAUUUGUACUAUUUUAUAAUUGUUUUGUAUUUGAAUGACAGCACCUUAAAGAGAAACACAGUCAGAAGCGGUAUGUUGAAGCAGUGGAGACAGGGUGGUUAGCUUACCCAGAUCAAGUAGCGCUUGCAAAAACAUUUGGGAAAUAUGCUUAUUUGCUUCUUUUUCCAGGGAGUUGAGAUGAGUUGAUUGAUACCGCUACAGCUGGUUGGCUUAGCUGAGGUUAGCUGGCUUGGUUCUGUCCAAAGUUAAUAAAACCACCAAACCUGCACCCCCAGUGACCGUUUUGAUUAUAUGAUGAUUUUAUAUCGACGUAUCCGUGCAGAAUAUGAGCAGUUUUAAGAGGGUUUAGACCCGAAACCCGUUUGGUCAUUUUUUUAGGAAUGUUGAAAUCAACUCUGCGACGGUUUAGACGGCAGCUCAGGCGUUUUGUAGCUUUGCAAUGCAGUGUCCUGUGAAAACACCGUUACUGUGAGAAUCCUAGAAAGAACAAAGCAUUUGAAAGUAAUCCACUAGGUAACUAGUGUUGAUUGUAUAUGUUAAGUCGAGCUUUUUGGCAGUUGGACAUCAUAAGCUAACUGUGGCUUUGACUUAAAACCCAGGAACACAGGGCAGCCACAUGCAAAAGCAUGACUGCUUCACUAGAAAUUCAGAGUUUAUAUCAAUGAAGACGUCAGUUUAGCGAUUGAGACCAUGAAUUCAUUACAAAAGUACUUCUUGAGGUCAGAAAGUGAUACGGAGGAUCGUUUCCUCAUAGACUUGGAUACAAUCAGAUUUUGCAAACAGGAGUCGCCCCCUGCUGGCCAUUAGAAAAAGCCCAGGUUUUCAGCACUUCCGCUCUAGCCUCACUUUCCACCAGAGGUGGAGCGUAUAUUUCCUUAGUUGACACUUCACUUUGCUUUUAUCCUGAUUCUAGUACAUUGGAACUACCCUGACUAAUUCAAUUUUAUUUAAUUUUAUUUAUAUAACGCCAAAUCGCAAUGCCAAUUGCCUCAAGGUGCUGAAUAUUUUAAGGCAAAGACCCUGCAAUGAUACAGAGAAAACCCCAGUAAUCGCAUGACCCCUGUGAGCAAGUGCUUGGUGACACUGGCAAGGAAGAACUCCCCUUUAACAGGAAGAAACCUCCAGCAGAACCAGGAAACCUCGGCGACUGUUUGGGGUGAAGGCAGUAAGAUUCACACGAAUGCGGGGACCCUUGUUACCUUUGAACAGAGCCACCUAGCUGCUUCAUGUGAAGGUGACCCAUCGAACAAGCAUAUUUUCCAGAUGAACGUCUCCUGUAGAACAACACGAUGCAGGGUUUUGACAAUCACAGGAAGCUUAUUUUUCUGGGAGAUCGCCUGCUCGGCCAUAACGGUCAGGGGAAGAAGACAAAAUAGUCGCGCCUACUAUUUGGAUCCAGGUACAGCUAGUGGCUGCUGGUGGGGAUGUACGAGUGAUAGAAAACAGAUCUGAGGAGGGAAGGUUGCUGAAGAUGGGACCCAGAGUUAAGGAGAGAGUAGCUCUUCUUUCUGUCUCCCUAAAGUUUACCCUGUUGUUUACACUCCCAGACGAGCCGCUGCUCCAAGAGCAGAGGGGGCCACACUGCGGAGCAAAAUGAAUAUGUGACAUAUCUGGCUGUUUUUGGAGAGGGGACGAGAGCCGAGGCUUAGCAGUAGGACGGAUCACGGGUGUGCCCGUUUAAACGCCGGUGCACAGGAUCACGUAAAGGCUGCUUGGUAGUGUUGGAUAUAGCAUUCCCACAACACACACUUACACGCACACACACGCACCAGCACUCCCACUGAGCUACGGUGAAUGGAAGAGCCCUUAUAGAUCAAAAAACUGCACUAAUACAAUCAUGCCAGCCAACCUUAUCAGACUUUUUUUUGUAAUGGUUACAAUAGAUCGACCACCACUUAGUAUUGCAAAUCAGUGGAUGUAUUACUGGGAUGGAAUCACACUUGUAGAGCACAGAUCGCCACUUCUUUAAAAAAAAACUCCACACAGACUUACGAAGACCACUCACUACUAACACGUCCCCCGUGCCCGACUCAAUUCAAAGGGAAGUCUUAAAGAUAGACAAUCUGAGGAGGCCUUUAUGCUUUCAAUCAUUAUCUAGAACUAUAUAAAGAAUCAGCCCACAAAUUUAGCCCUACUAAAAAGCUAAUCACCCAUCCAACCUCACAAAAUAACUGGACUGCCUGGCCACGUUCUUCACUGCAGGGAAAAGCGCGACAUAGCUGGCCAAUCGAUGGCGAUCAUCUCAUCAGCUUCGUAGAGAGAUCUAGCUCCGCUGAGUAAGACAUUAACGACGGCUAAAGGUGAUUUCUUUUCUAAUCUAUGGAAGUGCCUCUGUAUUCCCAUUAUGCAAUUUGUCAAACAUGAAUUCAGGUUCUUUUUCUCACAUAUAAGCUAUAGUGAAUGGUGGAAAAAACAUUUAUGUCAGUAGGGGGAGAAAAAAACACGUUGACAGCUCACUAGAUAAUCACAAGCAUCUUUAUAUAUAAUACACAUAUAUAUUUAUAGAUAUAUACUUUUUUUAUUUGCAAGAUAAGCUCUGUGGCAGUCUAGUUAUUUUUUGAAGCAUGGCGUACAUCGCACAGUCAUAGGAUGCAUCUCAGAAAAAAACCACACACACAGAAAAAGCUGAUUUGAGCUAAAGUACCAUUUUGUAAACCCGCUCGCACCCGCGUUACAGGACAUAAAGCUAAAGGACGGCAAACGCAACAGUAGAUACAUAGACAACAAGUGAUGAUGACGUAGUUGAGGUUAAAAGAUAAAGCAGAUUAGGUUUUGUUGUUUUCUUUCGUGUCUUGAUGGGAAGUAUUGUUCUUGAAACUAAAUGAUGUAUGUUGAUUGAGCCAUGUGCAAUGCCUUGGUAGAGGAAUUGUGUUUGUUUGUUAGCGAUUGUUUGAGGGUGUCACACAGAAAGAGGGAAACCCUCUUCUUUUUUCUUUGUUUUAUCUUUUUUGGGGGGGAGGGGCUUUUGUUUGUUUUAAAGUCCACCUGCUCCGGGACUCUAAAUAUGAGAGCAGCGAGAAAAAAAAUCCCCGUCUUUGUAAGUAAGUUUGGGGAAAUUAUUUUACAUUUUUUUGUUCAUUUUUAAAAACUUCAUUUCUAUUCAUUUGUUUUCAAAAACCAUGGGAGGGCUGAAGGAACAAUUUUGCAACUCGUAAAAUAUAUAUCACUAUGACAACUGGUGCUUUCGUAAAAGAAUAAAGUACAUUCAGUCUCUAUUAUACAUAAAUAAUAAUAAACAAGAACUAAGUGUUAUCAUAAAAAGCAAAUUUUAGGAAAGUGUGCGUUAUUCUAUUUCUCUUUUUGUAUUUACCGAGGGAGGGGGGCGGGGGGGUGAGAGGUUCAUUGUAGGACAAAAGGCAUUUUUCCUCCCCGAACUUUAUCGCCACUGCAGGACAAACAAACAGGGAAAAAAUGAAAAUCACGUCAGAUCUUGUUUCUUUUCUUUCUUUUCUUCUCCAUCAUGUUAUGUCCAACACAUCUAGCGUGGGACAAAGACAAGAUCUUCCCCAUUUUUGGGAGAUGCACAAGUACGGAUUCCCCAGUCCAAACCACCGAUGAUGACGUCCAUAGAAAUUAAAGAAAAUGUUUCUUUUAUUUUGGUUUUUUAAUGUAAAUGUCUACUUGUUUAAACAAGAAAGAAAGAAAGAAAGAAAGAGGGAAUCAGCGGCCUCUGUCUGGCUGGGGGGGGGGUGCUGUCAUCAAUUUACCAACAAUGUGAACCCUACCCCCCUAUCCCAACCCUCCACACACACAUGCACACACACACACACACACACACCACCAUCCUCCCCCAAUCCCCUUCCCCGCUGUAAAUGAUUAUAAAUAUUUGUUUGGUGAUGUAGUGUUAUAGACUCAGAGCAUCUUUAAAGGUUGUCCCUAAAAAGUGCCUUUUGUUCACAGAUUCCAUCUUGUAAUCCUGAGUGCCCAUCUCCAAAAAAGUCCCCUCCUUCAUGCUUCUUCUGUAUCUUUCUCUUCCUAUUCUUCAGAGCUUUUUCAAGCAGUAUACAUAGUACUAAAGGAAAUUGGUGUGAUUUAGUUCCUCUUUUUAUUGUUGAAUUAUUAAGAAAAGACGUAAAAAAAAAAAGACAAAACCUAAAAACAAAAAAAAAAGAAUAUUUUCUGUCUUGCUUCUCUUCCUCUGUAUCUUGUCGUCUGUCUAACUUGGACACUGGAGUAGUCUGUAGCCGCGUACCCUUCUCCCACUUCCUUCCUUUUCUCCCUUUUCUCUGAACGGCGGGGUUAAAAAAAAAGAAGAAGAAUACGCAAAGGUUUUUUUCUUUUGUUGUCUGAGCAGAAUGCAGUUAGCUCACAUGUUAUUCUUGUCUGUACGCUUCACAUUGUAUUACCAUACCCAUCUUCUUCAGCUUCUCCAUUCAAACAGCUAAUGUAAGUGAACAAGUUACACCACAGGGCUCUGGGCUGUGCUGAGGACAAGGGCACAGGAUGAGAAAAAGAAAGAAAGGUGGAGGGAUAAAAGCACGAGGAAUGUGAUACUGGGCUUUAGGCGAGGGUGGUGACCAGCAGGACUGCUAGCGCAGGCAGGUUUGUUCGUUUGCAGGUUUCCUUGUUUCUGUUUUGUAAUUGAAUUUGAAAUUUUUUUAUUAUUUCGUCUUGAUGGACGAUGCAUCGUGACCUGGUUAUGCAUCUUGAGAACGAGUGAAUGAGAAAAGCUCUUGUAAAGAGAAGAAAAAACCAUGAAAAAUGACUCAAAGCACCUUAAAAACAGAGCGGUGCCACAGCACAGAGACUGAGAUUCAGCACAAUCCUUACAAAAUGUGACUUAUCGAUCCAUCACUAUCCACCAUGCGGUUCCAAAUCCUGUAAACAUUAGAUGUAAGCACCGUGAGGCUCCACCAGCAAAAUCGAGGAAGAAAAAAAAAGUAUAUGCAACGUUUAGAUGUCUUUUUUUUGCAUUAAGCGAAUGAAGCCAGCAGCAGUAUUAUCAGCGAAGCCUUGACGAGUGAAAGCGCCAUCGCUGAGAAGCCAUAUCAGAGACAAACAGGUCACACAGCAGAGCGAGUGCGCGUGUGUGUGUGUGCGUGAGCGUGUGCGUGAGCGUGUGCGCGCUUUAGUCGAGAGGCGGGCGUCUGCAGUAUCCGACGCCUGCACCGUUCAAGAGCCCAGUCGGACCCUGUGGCCCAACCGUCAGCAUGUUUCACUUUUACGUUUUCCUCGCUCAGUUUCUAUCACUGUUUUAAGGAUGCUGUUUAGCGAUUUAGUGACUGAGCUCCCAAGCUAGACUAACCCCGCCACACCCUGAACCCCGCCCACCACAAGUGCCCCUCCCCCUCCUUCCCCUCUGUCAGAGCCGUCCCAUCCUCAGACACACCUCCCAGAGCCCAUGGUGAAAUGCAUGUGUUAAUUACAGUUUCUUUUCCAUAAUAAUAAUAAAAAAACAGUUGAUUGAAUAAAAGGAUGUUCUUGACUGUA
Molecule: messenger RNA, 9397 nt
Organism: Maylandia zebra (zebra mbuna)
Lineage: Eukaryota; Metazoa; Chordata; Actinopteri; Cichliformes; Cichlidae
Source: RefSeq, a predicted model, not a curated record